CCAAAAUUGACCCUAGGGUUUUUCUUCCCUCCCUCGUCCUCUACUAAAUUUCUCUUCGCUCAGCUUCCUCCGACACCGCCAGCCCCAACCCGUCGUCAAUCGCCUUCUUCUCUGCGCUCGAACGAUGGACGGUGCCCAGAAAGGCCCGUCGCUGAUCAAGCAGCUCGCGUCCUGCAACCAGUCGGCCCGCGAGCGCUCGCUUCGUGUCCUCCUCAAGACGUGGUUGCCCGCACAGUCUAGCCUCUCCGACGAUGGCAUGAAGAAGCUCUGGAAGGGCCUCUUCUACUGCGUCUGGCACGCCGACAAGGUCCCUUACCAGACCCACCUGGCGGACCGCCUCUCCUCUCUCCUCCUCUCCCUCGAAUUGCCUCUCUCAGUUCAGUACUUCUCGGUUUUCGUGCUCACCAUGCGUCGCGAGUGGGUCGGCAUCGACGUGCUCCGGCUGGACAAGUUCUAUGUCUUGAUCCGCAGGUUCUUGAGCUCUUUCUUCGCUCUCAUGAGGAAGUAUUCGUGGGAUAUGGGGCUUGUAGGGAGGUUGGUCGGGGUGUUGGAAGAGAGGGCUUUGCUUGCUGAUGAUAAGUUCCAGGGAAAUGGCGUUAAUUACCAUAUUGCCACUGUGUAUCUUGAAGAACUCAGGCCUUUUCUACCGGUUAAAGCAGAGGCCUUGGAGGUUUUGCUUAAUCCCUUCUUGAAUGUGAUGGGGAGGUCGUUGGAUAAAGUGUUGCUCGGUAAGAUCAAGUCCAAUGUGUUUGAUGUGUUGCUCAGGAUGGGGAAGGGUCUGCUGGAUGCGAAGAAGUCGGGGGUUGAGCUUGAUUUGGGCGAUGAUUUAGUUGUUUAUGGGACCAUAGCCUUGAAUAUGAGAUUUUCGAGUAAACUCUUCGAAUUGGGAUCUUCAUCUGAGUGCAAUCAGGGGAACAGGAAGCUGCUAUUUGGCUUGCACGAGGAGUUCUUGAAGUUGGAGAAGGAGUUGGUUUCUUUGGAGUUUGAGGUUCCCAUUCCUUAUAUUUGUGCCAAUGACGACGAAGAGGAAGUGCCGGAUUUGAUUCCCGUUGGUAGUGAGACUAAAACGGAUGAUGCUGAUUUGGGUUUUCGAGGGAAUGCUAUGAAUGGAGCUAAGAUUACAAAGAAGCUCAAGAAAGCUAAGAAGGCUAUUGAUGGCAUGGAGGCAGGAGCGAAGAGGAAAAAGAAGAAGAAGACGGCAAAUAAGAAGGAUGUGAAUCUUGAUAAUAGCACUAUGGAUGUGGAGAAUGCUAAUCCUGGCUAUUUGAUCUCUGAGUUCACGACAGAUGAAUUCAUCAGUAAUGGAGACAUGAUCUUCGAUGAAUCUAUGAUGUCUAACCUCCAAAUGGAAUUUGAGAGGGUCGCCGCUGCAGAGGGUCUAAGAAUAGAUGUUCCUAAUGACUGGGAUGCUGACAAGGAUGCAGUUAAUGGUGAUGGCUCCAAAAAGAGAAAGAGAGAGAAGACUAGAGAUGGGCAGCGAUCUCUCAAAUCUGAAAUGUCUGAGGAAGGAGAUGAUGGAGAUGCACCCUCUGCAAAGAGUGGGGACAAGAGUGUUAAGCGAGUCAGAUUUGCGAUGAAGGACAACUUGGUGUGGAAGCCUCACACUCCCUUACCUCCGCAAAAUCUAAGGUUGCCACCUUCAGCUACUCCUAGAGGAAGUGCACUCAAGAAGGGGCUGUCUCCUGGGCCCAUCAUGGAGAUGCCUCCCUUGGGGAAAAAAGCAAGACAGAGAGCGAGAGCUGUAAAGAAGGUCCGAAAGACAAUAAAGAGCAUUUCACCUGCUGUCAAACGUCUGAAGAAGUUGAAGGCGCUAUCUCCCUAGUGGGUUUAACUUUGUAAGAUCAAGUUUUAGGAAAACACAGACAGUUUUAAUUGUUGCUGUUUGAUUGUCGUCCUUGAACUCUGGGUGAUAUCUACCUAGUUGGUUUAACUUUGUAUGAGCAGGUUUUAGGGAAACACAGAUUCAGUUUUAAUGUUUGAUGUUUGAAUGCUGGCCUCGGA
Messenger RNA from Rhodamnia argentea, 2001 nucleotides. Its product is annotated as ribosomal RNA processing protein 1 homolog. The transcript has a single exon. Lineage: Eukaryota; Viridiplantae; Streptophyta; Magnoliopsida; Myrtales; Myrtaceae. The record is from RefSeq and is a predicted model, not a curated record. Gene Ontology annotation, cellular component: nucleus; preribosome, small subunit precursor; preribosome, large subunit precursor. The coding region runs from base 125 to 1822 and encodes 565 amino acids. Gene Ontology annotation, biological process: rRNA processing.